This is a messenger RNA of Glarea lozoyensis ATCC 20868, 297 nucleotides long. RefSeq lists its product as uncharacterized. Bases 1 to 297 code for a protein of 98 amino acids. The transcript has 3 exons. Lineage: Eukaryota; Fungi; Ascomycota; Leotiomycetes; Helotiales; Helotiaceae. Gene Ontology annotation, cellular component: DASH complex. The record is from RefSeq and is a predicted model, not a curated record. Gene Ontology annotation, biological process: attachment of spindle microtubules to kinetochore.
AUGUCUUCUCGACUUCCAUCCUCAAAUGCCCCGCGUCUAUCCACCGCUCCAAGCAGUAUCAAACCACGACAACUCUCUCAUCUUCACGCGCAACUUGCACAGCUCUCCGCCAAUCUAGCAGACCUCGAGAAUCUCCUUCGAAUGACGAGUGUACAAGCAGAAGCUAUGAGGGGAUUGGGGGCUUUCCACGGUGGAUUGUUUAUGGCAGCGAGCAAAGUUUUGGGCGAAGAGACAAUCGCAGGCUCGGCUGCACAAGGAAACCAAGAGCAGAGGAGAAGUGGUUCGAGCGAGGCCUGA